AUGGAAGAGUGGGAAGAGUAUGAAGAAGAAGAUGGAGAAGAAGAGGAGGAGGAAGAGGAAAGUAAAGAGGAAACAAGAGAAUAUUAUUACACACCUUCCAUACCUUUUUCCUUUUUAAAUGUCUCUUUGCCUACUUUGAGUCCUACCUUCUCCACCCCAUUCUCCAGCUCUCUUCUGUUUCAGGACACUGAAGAAGAGAGGUGUGUUUUAGGAAUAGUGACUCCUCAGAAAGCUCAGAGCUCCUUUGAAGCCACAUUUCAAAGAAAUUUAGGUGAAGAAAUCAACUACAUGGAGGAAGAGGAGAGUCUAGGCAUUAUUCAGUCUUCAAAAGAUUCUCAAUCUUUGUUGAAUAGCCAACUAAAGGAAAAGAUGACUGAUUUGGUCUAUGCUAUGAUCUUCAAGUAUCAAGUGAAAGAAUCUAUCACAAAAGUAGAAAUGUUAGAGAUUGUCAGCAAAGAAUACAAGAAACAAUUCCACAUGAUCUUUAUGGAUGCUUCUAAGUGCCUGUACAUGCUUUUUGGCAUUGACAUAAAGGAAGACUAUGCCAUAAGAAACUCCUAUACCCUUGUCAAUUCACUGAACCUUACCUAUGAAGAAAAGCUGAGUAGAGAGCAAAGAAUGCCUAGAAAUGGCUUCCUGAUAGUUAUUCUGGGCUUGAUAUUCAUAGAAGGGAAUUGUGCUUCUGAAGAAAGUGUCUGGGAAUUCCUGAAUACAAUGGGAGUAUAUGAUGGGGAGGAACACCCCAUCUAUGGAGAGCCCAGGGCAUUUCUGACCAGAGAUUUGGUGCAACAAAAUUAUUUGACAUACCAGCAGGUACCUAAUAGUUAUCCUCCAUGCUUUGAGUUCUUGUGGGGUCCAAGAGCCCAUGCUGAAACAACCAAGAUGAAAGUUCUGGAAUUUUUGGCAAGGGUCAAUGAACGCGACCCACUUUCUUUUUUAUUUUUGUAUGAAGAGGCUUUAAGAGAUGAGGAAGAGAGGGCCUGUGCCAGAAGUAUCUGUCCAAAUAGAAGUCCAGUCACAUUAACUGCAGAGCAUGCAUUUCCAGCUUAUACACAGAGUAAUAGAUUUGUUUUUGGAUGCAUUCACUCUGAGUUUGAAAAGAGCAGUCAAAAUUCUAAGUAA
This is a messenger RNA of Peromyscus leucopus (white-footed mouse), 1122 nucleotides long. RefSeq names its product melanoma-associated antigen 10-like. Gene Ontology annotation, biological process: negative regulation of transcription by RNA polymerase II. Bases 1 to 1122 code for a protein of 373 amino acids. NCBI's taxonomy places the organism in Eukaryota, Metazoa, Chordata, Mammalia, Rodentia, Cricetidae. Gene Ontology annotation, cellular component: nucleus. The record is from RefSeq and is a predicted model, not a curated record. The transcript has a single exon.